This is a messenger RNA of Hydatigera taeniaeformis, 1122 nucleotides long. NCBI's taxonomy places the organism in Eukaryota, Metazoa, Platyhelminthes, Cestoda, Cyclophyllidea, Taeniidae. The record is from the annotation of a GenBank genome assembly.
UUCGAUAUGAAGCGGACUUUCAUGCGCACUAAGCUGAAAGCCAAGGGCAAAUUCAGCAUGUUUCGGCAGGAGGGCUUCACAUCCAUGUGGCUCACUCUCUGCUGCACCAACGGUUCCCAUGCUGAACUACGAAUCAAGUUUCCGCGAUCCAGUGUGGCCUACAAAUCCACACACUCACGUUCAAACCACCUGACACCGUGGAUUCGUGGAGAUCCCUACGCACAAACUUCACCAUCCGCUGAGGACUUGGUAAUUAACGACAGUCCAACACCCCCGGCGUCUAGAGACACACCACUUUUCUUCUCCAUUGACCGCUGUCCGCCGGUGAAUGGAACUCGUCGAAUGAUAUUCACUUUGGGAACAUAUAGGCCGUCCAAUUUAACGGCUACGCUCUUGGAUUAUGGCUACUACACCUUGAUGUGCGCAUACUAUGAGUACGAGGAACCACCACCACCACCGCCGGAUACAUCGUCUAUCCAAUCCAACAAAACACUUAUUCCAAGCAUUCUGGUGGAAGGCAAGACCUGCCCACCUCAUUUCUCACCUGCUCCCAACACCAAAGCCCAUCUUUUGUUCUACUACCUUCGUGCGGCCUUUAUCCUCUGCAAACCCGAAGGCAUCUAUCGUCAUGACGCCAUUGAUAAGAUUUUGCCCGAUGGAAAUCAGUGCUUUAUCUCACACACCCCACGCGAAGUGAAACGUGCUGAGGGAGUAAGUGAAGAGGGUUUGGAUGGUUCGUCCGAUGAGGAGGAGGAGCAGGAGGACGAAGAGGGCUAUGGAUCUCGAUUGAAGAGGUAUCACUGUCCGUCAGGUUUUGACACCACUGAAUUGCGUUGGUCCGGUGGCAAUUCAUCAUCCCACGGUUUUGGAACGGUGACCAUGUACUUCUGUUGCCGUAAAAGUGUCACCCCAUCCACCAAUGGAUCACCAACUUUAUCACUGACAGACAAGGCAGAUGGUUCCAAUGGCCCUCCUCCCACCUUUCCACUUCCCUUCUACCUUCGAUCUGUUCCCACUUUUGGCAUUAUAAUCCUUGGCGGAAACUGUCCGGAUUACUCCGAUCAAGGAACUAAACUGGCAGCUGAUUUUGUAAGUGUAUCCAACUGUUCUGAGGCGUCUUGA